This is a messenger RNA of Plasmodium vinckei vinckei, 1533 nucleotides long. RefSeq names its product eukaryotic translation initiation factor 5, putative. Bases 1 to 1533 code for a protein of 510 amino acids. The transcript has a single exon. Gene Ontology annotation, molecular function: translation initiation factor activity; eukaryotic initiation factor eIF2 binding; GDP-dissociation inhibitor activity. Gene Ontology annotation, biological process: formation of translation preinitiation complex; formation of cytoplasmic translation initiation complex; translational initiation. The record is from RefSeq and is a predicted model, not a curated record. Gene Ontology annotation, cellular component: cytosol. NCBI's taxonomy places the organism in Eukaryota, Apicomplexa, Aconoidasida, Haemosporida, Plasmodiidae.
AUGUCAUACAUAAACAUUCCAAGGGAUCGUAAUGAUCCAAAUUAUAGAUAUAAGAUGCCUAAGCUAGUCUCAAAAAUCGAAGGUCGAGGAAAUGGAAUAAGAACAAAUAUAACAAACAUGGGUGACAUAGCUAGAUCGUUAAAAAGACCACCUAUGUAUCCAACAAAAUUUUUUGGCUGUGAAUUAGGAACAAUGGUUAAGUUUGAAGAAAAUGAAGAAAAAGCUAUAGUUAAUGGUGCACAUAAAGAAAAUGAUUUAGUAAAUAUCCUUGAUAAAUUUAUAGAGAUGUAUGUUUUAUGUCCCCAUUGUUUGCUACCUGAAACUGAUAUUAUUGUAAAAAAAGGAUUUUUAAUAUGUAAAUGUAAUGCCUGUGGAAAUAUAGGACAACUUAAUAAUUCUCAUAAAAUCGCUACAUAUAUGAUAAAGAAUCCACCCCAAAUUAGUACAGUAGGUAGUAAAAAGAAAAAGGUUAAAGAGAAAAAAGGAGAAAAAAAUGGAAAAAGUAAAAGUGAUAAAGCAGAAAAAGGAGCUGGUGAUAAUAAUGAUGAUUCAAAAAAUGGAAUAUUACAACCGGGAGGUUAUCACGAUAAUAAUAGUUCAGAUGAUGGAUGUACAGACAAAAGUAAUCCAAAUAAUAGUAGCACAAACAAUAAUAAGAAGGAUAAAAAAAGCAAAUCAAAAAAAGAUAAAGGAAAAAAGAAAUUAGAAGAUAAUUUUGUAUUAGAAAAAGAAUUAUUACAUUAUGAAAGUUUUGAAAUUAAAGAAGUAAUAGAUAGAUUAAGAACAUUAGUUGUAACAUUUCCAAAUAUAAGUGAUAAUGAUUUUUGUGAGGAAUUACGUGUUUUACAAGUUUCUCAAUGUUUUGAUUCAAAAUGUCGAAUGUUUAUUUGUUUGUGUGCGUUAUUUGAUGAUAAGAUAUCAAAAGAGUUAUUGGAAAAAAAUAUAAAAUAUUUAAAAAAAAUUAAUGAUACUUCGGUAACUACUAUGGAUAUAUUUUUAGCUUUAGAAUAUUAUGUAAACAAAAUAGCAACAACAGCUAUAACUAUUUAUCCAUACAUUUUACAAGUCUUAUAUAAUAAUGAUAUGCUCGAAAGCAAAGACAUAAUUAAACGAUAUGACGAAGAGGAUGAUGCAAAUGUUACAUCAGUAUCAAACAAUAAAAAAGGAAGCAGUAGUAAUAACAUUAACAAUGUAGAUGAGAAACAAAAAGAAUAUAAUGAAUGCUAUGAAAAAUGUAAAUGUAUGGCAAAACAUUUUGUCAACUGGUUAAAACAAAAUGACUCGGAUGAAGAAGAAUCUGAUGAUGAAGACGAACCAAGUAGCAACAACAUUGCCACAAAUUAUAAAGUGAAAUCUUUACGCAAUAAUGACAAUAAUAAAAAUAAAGAAAAAAGUAACUUAAAUGGAAAUGACAAACCAUUUGAAGAUUCAAAGAGUGAAAAAAAUGAAGAUGAAAUAUUUUUAGAUGCAAAAGAUGGACUUAACAAUACAGCAGAUGAAGAAGAAGAAGAAAUUGACAUUGAUGCUAUUUAA